AUGCACAACCGCCUUCUGUUGUCGGCCCUGGUGUGUGCGGCCGGCGUGUCUGCCCGGGACGUCCCCUCCAACGUCAAGAACUUCUACGACUCGGUCAAGGCCAAGGGUGACUGCUCCAACAAGCUAGCCACAGGCUUCUACAGCAAGGACGAUGGCCCGAGCACGUUCUCGUACUGCGGCGACCACCAGGACGACUACGACGUGAUCUACCUCAAGGGCGCGGGCAGCGCGCUCGCCGACAUGGACGUGGACUGCGACGGGGAGCAGAACGGGCGCGGGGACGACGGGCGGUGCGAGAGCAGCGGCGACACGCAGGCCAUCACCUCGUUCGAGUGGAUCAUCAAGGAGUACAGCAAGGGCAUCAACGACCUCAACGCCAACGUGCACCCCUACGUCGUCUUCGGCAACGACGGCACCAAGCCCGGCUGGAAGACCUUCGACCCCCAGGCCCACGGCAUCCGCCCGCUCUCCGUCAUGGCCGUCGUCUGCAACAACAAGCUGAUCUACGGAAUCUGGGGCGACACCAACGGCGACGACGGCGCCAAGCCCAUGGUCGGCGAAGCCUCCAUCUCGCUCGCGACCGCCUGCUUCGGCACCUCGAUGAACGGCAACAACGGCCACGACGAGACCGACGUGUUAUACCUUGCCUUCCCCGGCAGCGACGCCGUCCCGGGGGCCGACGGCGCCAACUGGGGCGCAGACAGCUGGCAGGCGUUCGAGGCCUCGAUCGAGGGCCUGGGCAACAAGCUCAUCCAGCGCAUCGGCAACACCACGACAAACCCCAACCCCGACCCGAACCCCGACCCGGAACCGACCCCGACCCCAGAACCAGAACCGGAGUGCGCCUGGCCGGGCCACUGCGCGGGCGCGUCCUGCAGCAGCGACGACGACUGCUCGGACCCGUGGGCGUGCGUGUCCGGCACGUGUGCGCUCGACCCA
This is a messenger RNA of Chaetomium fimeti, 939 nucleotides long. Its product is annotated as glycoside hydrolase family 75 protein. The transcript is spliced from 3 exons. The record is from RefSeq and is a predicted model, not a curated record. The annotation marks the transcript as partial. NCBI's taxonomy places the organism in Eukaryota, Fungi, Ascomycota, Sordariomycetes, Sordariales, Chaetomiaceae. Gene Ontology annotation, molecular function: chitosanase activity.